UUUUUGGCCUGAUGGAGGUUAAUUGGCGGGAUUUGCUCAUUGGCUCGCGCUGAUUGCAGCAGGUGCAUUUGUCUGCAUUGAUUGGCUGCAGCGUUGACGCUUCAGGGUACAUUUCAUGCUGUAACUCCUUCACAAGCUGUUGUUUCUCAGUUCGUCCUGUGUCUAUCGCAUCCCUCCAGCUUCAGGUUUUAGCCCGCAGAAGAAUGAGUCUUGAGGGCGUCAGCGAAGUUGUGGAGGUGGAGCGGGAUCAGGUCCGGGUCCAGACUAACAAUACUGAGGACAGAGUUGUGAGGAGAGACGGGGUGCUUCCCUCCCUGCUGCGCGGCCUCUUCUGGCCCUUUGGCAUCGUUACAAAGGAAAACGUCCUCGUUAACCCCACGGUUUCCAGCCCUGGGCGCCAGAGCCUCACAGGCCGCAAGCGCCUGAGCCGGGUCACCCGCCUGCUGCUGUCCGUCCUGCCCCGCUGGAUGCAGAGUGCCCUCGGCUAUCCGGUGUCCAGCAGAAUCGGACUGUCCCUGUCCCCAGAAAUCAGAGUGUCUCCUGCAAAGCCCUGUGGCAAGGGCAGUAAGAGAAAACAGGAUGACGUAGAUGACGAGGAGGAUGACGAUGUGGAGGAGCAGCAGACUUGGGUGGAGGCGCUCUCUCAGGAGCUUGCUGACGAUGAUGGACCUGAGGUUGACCCUGACUAUGAGCCCAGCUCUGUAGAGACGGAGAGUGAAGAAUACCGCUCGCACAAUGACACAGAAAGUGACCUUGAGGUUUCGGAGAAGGGUGUCGUCAUUGACGACGUGAACACGGGAGUUGAUGUGCCCACUCCUGAAGUCUCCUGCCCUGCUGUUUAGCGUGUCAUAUUGAGUGUCUUUGUUGCAGGUUCCUGUAUGUUUAUAUUUCAUAAUUCAAUAAAACUUUAUCCCUUUG
Neolamprologus brichardi is the source of this 918-nucleotide messenger RNA. RefSeq names its product oogenesis-related gene (gene org). Lineage: Eukaryota; Metazoa; Chordata; Actinopteri; Cichliformes; Cichlidae. The record is from RefSeq and is a predicted model, not a curated record.